Pochonia chlamydosporia 170 is the source of this 1695-nucleotide messenger RNA. Its product is annotated as ubiquitin C-terminal hydrolase. The coding region runs from base 1 to 1695 and encodes 564 amino acids. The transcript has 2 exons. Lineage: Eukaryota; Fungi; Ascomycota; Sordariomycetes; Hypocreales; Clavicipitaceae. The record is from RefSeq and is a predicted model, not a curated record. Gene Ontology annotation, molecular function: proteasome binding; cysteine-type deubiquitinase activity; protein binding. Gene Ontology annotation, biological process: proteasome-mediated ubiquitin-dependent protein catabolic process; regulation of proteasomal protein catabolic process; protein deubiquitination.
AUGGCGUCGCUGACUGUCGUGGUCAAGCACCAAGGCAAAAAAUAUGAUAUCGAAAUCGACCCUUCCUCGACAGGCGAAGACUUUAAGUUGCAGCUUUUCAGUCUUACCAAUGUCGAGCCGGACCGACAAAAGAUCCUGAUCAAGGGCGGCCAGCUCAAGGAUGAUGCCGACAUGACCAAACUGGGGCUGAAGCCCAACCAAGUAAUCAUGAUGAUGGGCACCCCUGGAUCAGGCGGUGGUGAUCUCGUUCGCCCAAAGGAUAAGAUCAAAUUCGUUGAGGAUAUGACCGAGGCCGAACAGGCCCAGCAAGUUGGGGCCACACCAGCUGGUUUGGUCAACCUAGGCAACACCUGCUACCUGAACUCGACCCUUCAAACACUGCGAUCAAUUCCCGAACUUCAGACCUCACUGCAAAAGUACACACCCAAUUCGUCAGGGCUGAUGGCUGGUAUGGCUUCGGCCGACCUGGCUGCUCAGUUGGCCAGCUUGUACAAAAAGAUGGGCGAGACGCAGGAUGCAUUUCCACCCAUGAACUUUCUCACUGCCCUUAGGGUUGUGUUCCCCCAGUUUGCUGAAAAGGCCAAAUCAAACAACGGUUACGCCCAGCAGGAUGCUGAGGAGGCAUGGUCGCAAAUUGUCCAGCAGUUGAGCCAGAAGGUCAAGAUUAAGGAGUCCGACGAUGCUCCCGACAUUUCGUUUGUUGACAAGUACAUGUCUGGCGAGUUUUCUUCGACUUUGGAAUGCGACGAAGAGGAAGCUCGCAAUGGUGGCGAGCAGGUUAUCCAAUCCAAGGACCAAUUUUACAAGCUCAACUGCCACAUCGACGGGUCUACGAACCAUCUUCGAGACGGAAUACUAGCGGCUCUGAGCGAAAAACUGGAAAAGAAAUCAGACGUUUUGGGCCACGACGCCUCGUACACCAAAAAAUCGAAAAUCUCCCGCGCCCCCAAGUACUUGACGGUUCACUUUGUACGAUUCUUUUGGAAGCGAGAGACGCAGAAAAAAGCCAAGAUUAUGCGAAAAGUCACGUUCCCACAAGAACUGGAUAUUGUUGAGUUUUGCUCGGAUGAGCUAAAGAAGGCCCUGGUACCCGUGCGCGACAAGGUCCGCGAGGUCAGGAAGGAUGAGGAAGACAUUGAGCGGGCUCGCAAGCGUCGUAAGAAGAACAACAAUGACGACGUGGGUGAUAUUCCUGGCGGUGCUGGAUUGCCUUCGGAGAAGGAGAAGAAGGAAAAGAAGGACAAAGAGGUUGAGAAGAAACCGGAGACGUCUGCCGAUGGAGACACCGAGAUGGGUGAGACAUACAAGACGGAUGCGGAAAUUGACGCGGAAAAGAAUGCCGCCCUUCUCGCUGCUAAGAAGGAAUUGAACGCCUUGAUUGACCCGGCACUUCGCAACGAUGACGGCGCCAACCAAUCUGGAUUGUAUGAGCUUCGUGGUGUCGUAACUCACCAAGGCGCCAGUGCAGACAGCGGCCACUACACAUCCUAUGUCAAGAAGUCAGCACCUAUUGAUCCCAAAACCGGCAAGAAAGGCGAGGAAGACGGCAAGUGGUGGUGGUUUAACGACGACAAAGUGACUGAGGUUACUGUUGACAAGGUUGAGGCGUUGGCUGGUGGAGGCGAAUCGCACUCUGCGUUGAUUUUGCUGUACAAGGCUGUUCCCUUGCCAUCAUCAGAAGGGACUCUGGAGUAA